This is a messenger RNA of Bufo bufo (common toad), 4254 nucleotides long. RefSeq names its product homer scaffold protein 1 (gene HOMER1). Lineage: Eukaryota; Metazoa; Chordata; Amphibia; Anura; Bufonidae. Gene Ontology annotation, biological process: G protein-coupled glutamate receptor signaling pathway; regulation of store-operated calcium entry. The record is from RefSeq and is a predicted model, not a curated record. Gene Ontology annotation, molecular function: G protein-coupled glutamate receptor binding. Gene Ontology annotation, cellular component: postsynaptic density; plasma membrane; cytoplasm. The transcript has 11 exons. Bases 871 to 1938 code for a protein of 355 amino acids.
AACGGGAUGACGUUGCUUAUUUAAAUGUCUCCAGAGCGGAGGGAUGGAGAGAAGGUCUGAGCGGACUGAAGGCACCGGCCAGGCCCCCGCCCCAGCCUCCGAGCCCCGGUAACCGGCAUCAUCCCUGGCUGAGACAUGCCCGGUGCCAGCAGCUGAAGGAUGGCAGCCUGCCGUGUCCUGCUGAUGGCCGCGCACGAGCUGCUCGCCCGCUGUCCGUGGUGCUGAAGAGCCCGGCUCCGGAGGAGAAGCGACUGCAGCCCCUGCAAUGUCACAUUCUGUCAUCCCUCAGCCUCCAGCGCUGCUGCUCGGCUAGGAUCCAGCACCUCGGGCCCCGGACAGUACUGGAUCCAUCCUGCAGAGGAGUCCCCGGAGGAGGACGCGCUUUGCUUCUCGCACAGGCAGGAGACUGGGGCGGUCUGCAGUUCUUGGUCACACUGGUGCAUACUGUAUAUAUGUCUGUGUGUGUGGGAAGAGCAGCGUGGGAAGCGGAUCUUUGUCGAGAAGGACAUGAUCGGAAUAAGCAUUGGGCUGGCUUCCUAGUGUCGCCUGAAACUACGAGACUCUGGGAGAAGAAGGCACAUGAAUGCGCGCUUCUUCUGUUGGAUAUACUUUUUUUAAUAUACAAUUGUUAUUUUUUACUACAGUAAAGUACAUAAGAAAACUUCUCGCUCCUUUCACUUGUUUUCUCCUUCGGGUUUUGGAAUUAUCCUUGGAUUUAAAAGCCAGACACUUGAUGUGCUCCUCCGAUGAGUGACGGGGGUUAGAAGAGGCGGCGGAUACAUUCUGAUUGAGGAGCAGUGCUGAUGGUUCAGGAAGAAACACUGUAAAAGUUCUUUACAUCACUUCAGUGCAAAAUCUUAUCUGGGCAAAAUGGGAGAGCAACCCAUCUUUAGCACCAAAGCCCAUGUCUUCCAGAUUGAUCCAAACACAAAGAAGAACUGGGUUCCUACCAGCAAACAUGCAGUUACUGUGUCCUAUUUCUACGAUAGCACAAGGAAUGUCUAUAGGAUUAUUAGUCUGGAUGGGUCAAAGGCAAUAAUAAAUAGCACCAUCAGUCCCAACAUGACAUUCACUAAAACAUCCCAGAAGUUUGGCCAGUGGGCAGACAGCAGGGCUAACACAGUAUAUGGCCUUGGCUUCUCCUCCGAGCACCAUCUCACAAAGUUUGCAGAAAAAUUUCAGGAAUUUAAAGAAGCUGCUCGAUUAGCAAAGGAAAAAUCCCAAGAAAAGAUGGAACUGACUAGUACUCCUUCCCAGGAAUCUGCUGGAGGGGAUAUUCAGUCUCCUUUAACACCCGAAAGCAUUAACGGAACAGAUGAUGAAAGAACAACCCCUGAAGUGACGCAAAAUUUUGAACCAAGGGCUGAACCUACGCAGAAUGCAUUGCCAUUUACACAUAGUUCUGCAAUUAACAAGCACUGGGAAGCAGAACUGGCCACACUCAAAGGAAACAAUGCCAAGCUCACAGCAGCCUUGCUGGAGUCUACUGCCAAUGUCAAACAAUGGAAACAACAGCUUGCUGCGUAUCAGGAAGAAGCAGAACGUCUCCACAAACGGGUGAGUGAGUUAGAAUGUCUCAGCGGUCAAGCAAAUGCAGUGCAAACGCACAAAACAGAACUCAACCAGACUAUACAAGAAUUAGAGUCAACACUGAAAAAGAAAGAAGAGGAAAUAGAGAGAUUGAAGGAAGAAGUUGAACACGCUAAGGAACUACAAGACCAGAGGGAUUCUUUGAGCCAAAAAUUACAGGAAGUGGAGUCGCAUAACAAAGACUUGGAAGGACAACUGGGCGACUUAGAACAACGACUGCAGAAAAGUCAGGGCGAGCAGGAAGCAUUUCGCAAUAACUUGAAGACUCUUUUAGAAAUCCUGGAUGGCAAAAUCUUUGAACUCACUGAAUUGAGAGACAGCCUGGCCAAGUUGAUAGAGUGCAGUUAAAAAGGCAAAAAAAAAGGGCUGCCACCACCAACCUUCUCAAAGACGCACCGGCUCACUUCACAGCACGGUGGUGGGCUCUGUAUCAGAGUUGCACAAAAUCUGAACGGAAAAACUCCUUUCCGAGAGUUUAAUUGCAAAUUUAGUAGUUGGCUGAAGUGUGAAAUUGAGACUUGCUUUAUUAGCUAACAGAGAGGAAAUUAAAAAUAAAACUUGAAUUACAAAUUACCUCCUUAUUCCCUUAUUGGCCAUAAUGAACUUUAACACAUUCAGUGCCAGGUAGUCCUACACUCUAGCCCUGAAUGUACAAGAUUCUUUCCAGUAGUUUUUGAGUAAUCCAUCUCCGGAUUGCUGACAGAUGAAUAUAAAAAAAAAAGUAGUCACCAGUGUUUAGUUUUUUUUUGUUUUGUUUUUCAGACAUACUAUACAGAAUAUUGCUUUAUUUUAUAGGUUUUUAUUUAGUUCUUUUCUAUGAAAUACCUGCUUGCAAUGUUUUGUGCAAAAAAAAUAAUAAUACAAAAACAAAAAAAAAACUUAGUCACGGGAGAAGCCCUUUGUAUUUUUGUUGAAAUCUGAACAUUUUCUCAGGAUAUUUUUGCACUGUCGAAAAAAAAGUGCAUUACUAUUUGACCUAGCCAGGAGUGAGAGAGACUUCACUUUAACUGACAUUAGUUAGAGUACCCGCCUACCCGUUGUAUAAUGUUCUUUCUUUUUAUACUGGAAGAUGUCUCUUUGCAAAACUUCACUCUGGUGUUUAUUUCUUUACUAGAACCGUCUGGUGUAAAGUUUUACCUUUCAUUUUAGUUAAUUUUAAGGCAAAAGGAAAAAAAUAAAUAAAAAAAAUCGGUCUCAUUUUCUUAUACACUGUAAAGCCAACUCCAAAGGCAGCUGAACAUUAUGGAGAUUAAAGUUGUUACAUUAGUAUAUAUUUGAAGAGUAUUACUAAGAAUAUUUAACAAGAGUUUAAUAUAUGGACUUUUAACUGCAUAUGAGUAUGUUUUGAAAUGAAUGCAAAAUGUUUACUUAUGUAUUUUGGAAGACAUCAUUUCUGAACGUCCAAUGCAUCUCAAUGUACGUAGUAAGUGAUAAUAGGAAAUCCUGUUUGUUCUUAAUUAUAUCUAAGGAUGUACCUCUAUUGGGAAGCUGUUCAUUUUAAUUGAUCAAACUGUGAACUCAAUUUCUUGGAAAUGUAAUGAUCCCGGUUUAGCCCCUUCAUCCAUGAAGACCAUUUCUGCAAAGUUUCUCUGGAAUUCAGUAAUUUUCAUUAUAAAGCACUCCUUGGGAUAAGAAUGCAGCUUUACCAACAUGCCAAUGGGUUUCCCAUUUGGCGACAAGUGCCAGUAAUAAUGUAAAUUAGGUUCCCGAGAAGUAGAUGAGGAGAUGUUCACAGUGUGUUUCUGGUGCUGCAUUUAUAAGCAUAUACUUAGGCACUUGCUGGGUAUUAAUACCUCAAAAUACACAUUUAUUAGGUAUAAGCUCUUGUCUGUGUCUUAAUGCAACAAUAUGGUUUAUUUAAUGCGCAUUUAUUUAUGAAGUAUACAGUUACAGCAAUUUUAAAUGUCCACUUGCUGAGACUGGGGGAGCAUCUUGUAUUGUGUGUGAAGAUAUUGCUCCCAACAACAUGAUUUUGUAAGCGCAGAAUUGAUCUUUUUUUAUUUUUCCAUAGCUCACCACCCACUGGGAUGAUAUACUUUGAUAUGUGUAUAGUACCUCUCACAGUGGCCAUGUUGCUAUACUUCAGACAUCAUUUUCUGAUCUUAUUCACAUUAAAGGGGCUUCCGGGGCCCAGCAGGUUCCACAAAGCUUAAUUACUCACAUAUUGCCUAUAAAGGAAAGUUUCUAUUAUACUUACCGUCUCAAAGUUAUGUGGAUCGGCCACUCGGGAACCCAGUCAGAAGACGCUUCUCUCUAAAAAUCUUGCUUCUGCAGACAUCAUGCCCUUACCAGGCUUCCAAUCUGGUUGAUAGAGAGGCCAUCACUUCUGCUGUGGACGGAACUAUAACCAUACUUCUUCAUGCUGCAUGUGCAGAUGAAGUGGAUGCAGGAGUUUGCGCAUGCCCUGGGGGCCCAACUACAGCAGAAUGAUGUCCCCAACCAUCAACCAGACCAGAAACCUGGUAAAAGAUGUGAGUUCAGCAGAAGCAAGAUUUUCAGAAGAUGAGUAUCACAAGAUUGGGUUCCCAAGUGGCCAAUCCAUGCAACUUUGAGCUGGUGAGAAUAUUACUAAACUUUCCUCCACAGAGUUUGUGGAGCCCACAGGGUCCUAGAAAACCACCUUAAGGUCAUAGAUGCAUCAUGUUGACUGAAUAGAGAGAUGGG